This is a messenger RNA of Cyprinus carpio (common carp), 2514 nucleotides long. It is a transcript of the gene dhrsx, whose product is annotated as dehydrogenase/reductase (SDR family) X-linked. The transcript is spliced from 8 exons. The record is from RefSeq and is a predicted model, not a curated record. Gene Ontology annotation, molecular function: oxidoreductase activity. NCBI's taxonomy places the organism in Eukaryota, Metazoa, Chordata, Actinopteri, Cypriniformes, Cyprinidae. The coding region runs from base 670 to 1488 and encodes 272 amino acids.
UUAAUUUAUUUAAUCUAUCUUUUGAACAAGCAGUGUUGGAUAAUGGGUAUCCUGAAGGGACCUCAGAGUAUCGUGCCCCCUUGCGCAAAUGGUGUGAGAGAUCACCAGUGGAUGGCAGCGCUCUUUCGCGUGUCAUGAUUUUGAAGAGCCCACGCGUUUCACUCUAGGUUCCCCACUCGGCACGCACCAAUGCAGACACGGACCGGAUCGGACGCAGCUGGCGCCUGAACGUGUAUCCAUCUUCAUUGCGCUCAAGGUGUCUGCUUUCUCCAGCUCGCCGGUGUCAUGCAGUCUUUAAUAUCCCCAGUCACCAAAGCAAUACUGGUUGCACUGUUUAUUUUUGCGAUCCUGCUCAUUUUGUACGUGAUAUUAUGGUAUAUAUGUCGAGAUGUGGAUUGUGAUCACGGAAUUUGAUUGAAAUUAUUGGAUGCGUCUUUAAGACAUGCACCGGGUGUCCAAGCUUUGGCACUGAUCAACAAGGGAGCAAAAGGUGACUCUGUAUAGAGUCGGACUUGUAUCCCGAAGGUUGUGGGUUCGAGUCUCAGGUCCGGCAGGGAUUGUUGCUGGGGGGAGUGAAUAACCAGCUCUCGCUUCCAACUUCAAUACCAAGACUGAGAUUUGCCCAAGCAGAAUGGAAAGGUUGCCAUAGUUACAGGGGGAACCAGAGGAAUGGGAUAUGAGAUUUCCAGACAUCUUGCCAGCCUGGACAUGCAUGUGGUCAUUGCUGGGAAUGAAGAACAGGAGGGUCUGGCAGCAGUGAAGAAGAUUCGAGAAGAUUUAAAUCAGGGAAAAGUGGAGUUCAUGUACCUGGAUUUGGCCUCUUUGACAUCUGUACGACACUUUGUCCAGAGAUAUAAAGCCAAAGGUUUGCCACUACACGUCCUUGUCAAUAAUGCUGGCGUUAUGCUUGUUCCGGAGAGGAGAACAGAGGAUGGAUUUGAGCUACACUUUGGGCUAAACUACCUGGGCCAUUUCCUGUUAACCAACCUGUUGCUGGAUGUGCUGAAGAAGUCAGGCAAACCUGGGAAAUGUUCCCGGAUAGUCAUUAUGUCUUCAGCUACACACUAUGGAGGAAGAUUAACUCUGGAUGACUUGCAGGGAAGGAUGUGUUAUAGUGCUCAUGGUGCAUACGCCCAGAGUAAACUGGCCCUGCUGCUGUUCUCCUACCACCUACAGGACGAGUUGUGGGUCAGAGGUGACUCUGUAACAGUUAACGCAGUGGACCCAGGCAUGGUGGACACAGCCCUGUAUGACAAUCUGUCUAGCCCUGCACAGCUGGCCAAGAAACCUUUCGCAAAACUGCUCUUCAGGACGCCUGCAGAAGGAGCAUCCACGGCCAUCUAUGCUGCAGCUGCCUCCGAGCUGGAGGGGAUCGGAGGACUGUAUCUGUACAACGGACGCAAGACAGAGUCUUCAGCACUUUCUCAUGACCAACGGCUGCAAAACAAAUUGUGGAAAGAAAGCUGUGCUCUAGUGGGUCUCCAAUAAACCUGAGAGAACAUCAGCACCUGAGCUCCUGAUCCCUGAGACUCGGGCCCUCAUCUUACAGUCCAUAUAACAUCCACCUGAAAAAAAUUCAACCUCAUGCCUUAAGUUAGUAUCCCUAUUUGCCGAAUUGUCCCUUGGUCUUUAAAUCAUCUCAUUACCUUUAUAGUGUUCACACAAGCCAUCUUAGACUACAUCUUGGGAACAUGUACCUCAACAAAAUGUGACAAGAUCGCUGUUUUCCAUCCUGAAACGGCUCUCUUCCUCCUCACUUGGGAACUCUUGGGAACACUUUUUCCCUGAACUAAGCAAAUAAAACAGUGAUUUUGACUAAUCUAGUAUCUUGUUCUCUGCUAAUCCUUUUUGGGUGCUUAAUGAAUCAGGACCGUCGCAAUGGCUAUUCUACUGAUUUUCCUUUGGAAUUUGUCAACAGACUAUAAAGACAAUCGAAGGAUAAAAGGAUUAUAUGUGAAAUCUCUAUCUCUCUUAACUGGGCAAAUACCAGCCUGUGUCUGUUGAUUCUCUAAGUUUCCGUGCUAGGAUUUUGCGUCUUUCUUUGUUAGUAUUGUUGUAUAUCUUCAGUGGCGCCUACGUUGGGUUAUUCCACCCAUCAGUCAGUGUCAUUCCUCCCUCUGCCUACCGCAUCUAAUUGUCUAAACACAAACUGCAGAAGGGCUAAGGGGGAAAAACAUUUGUCUGGCUAAGCCCUUCAUUUUUCAUUCCCUCACUGUGCAAUUUGCAAUGCUGUGUUUUAAAUUUAACCACAAAAGAGACGGCUGCCCUCAUGCCAGGUGCCUCACCUUCAUUUACCUUCUUUCUCCCAGAGGGGGAAAUUUUGUCCAACUGUUCUGUUCGUAACUGUGACGUGCUCAGGUUUUGUGAUUCCAAUGUGUAAUAAUGUAGUUGGUUUUUGUUUGUUUUUUCAACAGAUUUUCCUUUGAGACUUAAAGGGGUCAUAUGACAUUGCUAAAAAGAACCUUAUUUUGUGUAUGCAAUGUGUUUAUGCGGUGUAAGGAUAAAAAAAACCAC